Colletotrichum abscissum is the source of this 1161-nucleotide messenger RNA. RefSeq names its product F-box domain-containing protein. The coding region runs from base 1 to 1161 and encodes 386 amino acids. The transcript is spliced from 3 exons. NCBI's taxonomy places the organism in Eukaryota, Fungi, Ascomycota, Sordariomycetes, Glomerellales, Glomerellaceae. The record is from RefSeq and is a predicted model, not a curated record.
AUGGAGGAUGUUUCCAGAGAGAGCGGCUAUAUUGCAACCAAAACGGUCAUUUCCACUCCCUCAUCGAGCGCCAGCCUUAUGACCCUGCCUCUGGAGCUGAUCAUCGAGACUAUCGGAUUUGCUAAGCUCUCUAAAAGUCGAAGAGGCGUCUACUUUGAAGAUCGAAACAGCCUCAGAGCAAUGUCACGGGUCUGCAAGCUCUUCCGCGUUUUCACCAUCCCUGACCUCUUCAAGACUGUCUGUCGAACAGUUAAUGAGAACGAGAUGCAUUACAAACUCCAAGCCAUUGAGGGGAACGCGUUGAUUCUGGGUUCCAUACGCCACCUGUCUCUUUGCACUCAAGGCCCCGAGUGGCCGCCCACGAAGUGGCGGGAUGACUACGACCCAUCCAUCAUCCCAUGUUCAAGAACCACAGCAGCACUUCUCGUCAAGAUUUUGCGCAAGAUCACCCCAGAGGAAGUUUGUCUUACCUUCAAGUGUGGAAACAAAUCCAUGGUCGCCUUCUUCCGAGCAGAGCUUGGCAAGCAGAAAGCAUGCCUGCAAUCCGUCCGAGUCUUGACAUACCCUUCAUCGAUCACCAUCAGCUUCAUCCCUCAGACAUUUCCAAACCUUCGCUGCCUAAGUCUGGAACUCAACGGCUCGCCUAUGCACACGGCCGGCCUCAGGAUUAUCGCCCCAAAGUUGACGACCCUUGCAACGCUAGAGCUCUACAAGGCGCAUUGGAAAUGUGAUGAUCUCAAGGAAGUCGUGAAGCUCUUUCCAUCUAUCAACUACCUUCUCAUUGAUGGCGAACUGAAGUGCACAAGAGUCUCGGAUAUCAUUCCAAUCCUCAAACAUCUUAACCACUUGGAGAAGUUGGCUAUGACUGAGAUUCCCGUCGUCUAUCCACCGCGGGGACUGAGCGGUGGAGCUUUGCAGGCAAUGAUUAAGGCACUCCGGGCCAAUCACUUGGACCGGGAAUCUUCUGCGACGAACGCAACUCGGUUCUUUCGGCAGUGUAAAUCCCUGACGGCACUGUUAUUGAAGUGCGAUACGGGCUCGAGAGUUUACCGGUCAGUCGGACAGAGUCGUGACGUGAUCAGAGUCAAGAGCAAGAAUGCCAACAAUAGUGGACUGGGCUCAAUCAAGAAGGGCUGGCCCGUCAUCAACAAGGCUGCCUAG